AUGGGUCGUGUUACAUGCGCGAAUGUUCUGAGUGAUCUAUAUGCCAUGGGUGUUGUGAAUUGUGACAAUAUGUUGAUGCUUCUGGGAGUAGCUGUCGAUCUGGACGAACAGGAGCGAAAUGUCAUUGUCAGGAUGUUUAUCGAAGGGUUCAAAGAUGCAGCAGACGCAGCUGGAACGAAAGUCCGUGGUGGUCAAACUGUCCGAUGUCCUUGGCUUCUUCUUGGAGGUGUUGCUACUAGUGUCGCCAACGAUAAAGAAAUCAUCAUGGUAGAUCGUGCACGACCCGGAGAUGUCCUUGUUCUGACCAAACCUCUCGGUGGUCAGGUCGCUGUGAAUUCCUACGAGUGGCUCAAGAAGAAGAAUGGGCGCGUAGAGGAGUAU
Messenger RNA from Cylicostephanus goldi, 381 nucleotides. The record is from the annotation of a GenBank genome assembly. Lineage: Eukaryota; Metazoa; Nematoda; Chromadorea; Rhabditida; Strongylidae.